Molecule: messenger RNA, 3925 nt
Organism: Myotis brandtii (Brandt's bat)
Lineage: Eukaryota; Metazoa; Chordata; Mammalia; Chiroptera; Vespertilionidae
Gene: RAVER2
Product: ribonucleoprotein, PTB-binding 2
Exons: 13
Coding region: 30-1922 (630 amino acids)
Cellular component (GO): cytosol
Molecular function (GO): mRNA binding
Source: RefSeq, a predicted model, not a curated record
UGGAGGAGGUGGCCGCGCGGCUGCAGCGGAUGCGCCGGGAGCUGAGUAACCGCAGGAAAAUCCUGGUGAAAAACCUGCCCCAGGACAGCAACUGCCAGGAAGUUCAUGAUUUAUUACAAGACUAUGAGUUAAAGUAUUGUUAUGUGGACAGAAAUAAGCGAACAGCAUUUGUUACUUUAUUGAAUGGGGAACAAGCCCAGAAUGCAAUUCAGAUGUUUCAUCAAUAUUCUUUUCGAGGAAAAGACUUAAUAGUACAGCUACAGCCAACAGAUGCUUUGCUGUGUAUUACCAACUUGCCCACUUCUUUUACAUUAGAAGAGUUUGAAGAACUUGUUCGUGCAUAUGGAAACAUUGAGAGAUGUUUUCUGGUCUACAGUGAAGUCACUGGCCACUCCAAAGGCUAUGGAUUUGUGGAAUACAUGAAAAAGGACUUUGCUGCAAAGGCUAGAUUGGAGCUAUUGGGCAAACAGUUGGGAGCAUCAGCUCUCUUUGCACAAUGGAUGGAUGUUAAUCUAUUGGCCGCAGAGCUCAUUCAUUCUAAGUGCCUUUGUAUAGAUAAACUCCCUACUGACUACAGAGAUUCCGAGGAGCUGUUGCAAUUUUUUUCCAGUAUCCAUAAACCUGUGUUUUGCCAGCUUGCACAGGAUGAAGGUAGCUACGUUGGUGGCUUUGCAGUGGUUGAAUAUAGCACUGCGGAGCAUGCUGAGGAGGUUCAGCAAGCCGCCGACGGCAUGACCAUCCAGGGGAGCAAAGUGCAAGUUUCCUUCUGCGCCCCAGGAGCCCCAGGGCGAAGCACGUUAGCCGCGUUGAUAGCAGCUCAACGCGUGAUGCACAGUAAUCAGAAGGGCUUACUUCCAGAGCCAAAUCCUGUUCAAAUUAUGAAGAGUUUAAACAAUCCUGCCAUGUUACAGGUUCUUCUCCAACCCCAACUCUGCGGGCGAGCUGUUAAACCAGCAGUUCUUGGAACACCUCACAGCUUGCCACAUCUGAUGAAUCCAUCCAUCUCCCCUGCAUUUUUACAUUUGAAUAAAGCACAUCAGAGCUCAAUUAUGGGUAAUACUUCUAAUUUAUUCCUUCAGAAUCUCUCCCAUGUAUCACUGGCACAGCAACAAUUAAUGAAGUUUGAGAAUAUUCAUACUAAUAAUAAACCGGGCUUACUUGGAGAUCCCCCAGCGAUGGUACUUCAGGCUGCAGUAGGAAUAGGGUCAGCACUUCCCUUGAAAACAGAGUUGGGUCAUCAUGGAGAAGCACAUAAAACAUCUAAUCUGAUUCCAACUCAAACAACUCUAACAGCUGGAAUGGGCUUAUUACCGUUCUUUCCAAAUCAGCACAUUGCUGGACAAGCUGGGCCAGGGCAUGGGAAUACUCAGGAGAAACAGCCAGCCUCCGUGGGAAUAGCAGAAGGAAAUUUCUCAGGGUCACAGGCUUAUCUUCAGAGCUUUCCGAACCUUACUGCUGGAGGUUUGCUGGCAGGACACCAUAAGCAACAACAGAGUCAGCCAAAAAGCACAGAGAUGAGUUCAGGGGCUGCCUCUAAGAAUCAGACGUCACUCUUGGGAGAACCGCCAAAAGAAAUCCGGCUGAGUAAAAAUCCCUACUUAAACUUGGCCAGUGUGCUGCCCAGUGUGUGCUUAUCAUCCCCUGCAAGUAAAACCACUCUACAGAAGACUGGAAUUGCGAGCAACAUUCUGGAGGCAAUCUCUCAGGAAAAUGAAUCACAACACACAUUGGAAAAGUGCAUUGCGUAUUCUCAGCCUUUUGGUGAUUAUGCACAGGUGUCAUCUUUAAGAAAUGAAAAGCGAGGUUCAUCUUAUCUCAUCUCUGCCCCAGAAGGUGGUUCCGUGGAAUUUGUUGACCAGCAUUCUCAGGGCACAGGAGCAUAUUACAUGGAGACCUACUUAAAAAAGAAGCGUGUGUACUGAGCUAAGUUCUCUCCUUAUAUAACCUCCUAUGGCUCUUUGAGUAUCUCUGCUGUUCAUCGCUGCCUUAACUACAUUCAUACUAGCCAUAUCCUUUAAAUACGGGUUUAUAAUUUCCCAGAAGGAAUUGUGUUGUGCAGCAGGCAGAAUUGCCAAAUAAAAAGUAAGUAGCAAUAAGAAGGGACCUUUUCCAAUAGAAGUAGAUGCAUCUUAAUCAAUGCGGUAUUAACUUAUAGUCCAGUGCAGAAAUUAACAAUAUUCCUUAUUUUAGGACUGGGAAUAAUUUUGGCACCAUACAUAAAAAUUUGAAGCAAUAAAUGGGAAACAGUCUUGUUUCCUGGGCCUUAGAAGAGUUUCUUACAUGCCAAUGUGCAUUUCUAUUUACCUUCCCUAGAAGUAAUCUUACUUAUAGAUUUUUAGAAUUACAAGAGUACAAGUACAAAAUGCAGCAAUACUGAAAAAAAGAUGCUAUACAUGCAAACUAAAUUAUUAGCCACAUACACCAGCCAUGUAAUAUAAAACCCCCCCAGAGAGUGAUACCCUGGUAUACACUACCACAGAUUCCUUACUUCUAAUAUGUUAUUAACCAUAUAUGCCUUUUGUGAAAAAACAAGGUAUUUUAAGAAAAGUAGCCUUGAUGCUAUUACUUAAGCGGGUGGCAAACCAUACCCUGUGAUUAAUUUCAGUCCUCCACCUGCUUUUGUACAGACUACAAGCUAAGAAUGAUGUUUACAUUUUUAAAUGGUUGGAGGAAAAAUGAAAAUUUUAAGAAAUUGUGUCCAUACAUAAAAUUUUAUUGGAACACAACCAUGCUAACUCACACCCUGUCUAAGGUUACUUUUGUUCUACAAUGGCAGGGCCAAGUAGCUGGACAGAGACCUGCAAAGUCUCAAAUAUUUAUCAUCUGGCCCUUCAUGGAGAAAGUUUGCUGAUCCCUGAUCUAAUAGUACUAAUUCCCUAAUCCUUUUACUUCACCUAAAGAAAGACCUUUAACUUUUGCACCUGACUUGUAAGUGGCAAGGAACUUAGGUUUCUGUCUCAUUCCAUGACGUAUCGACUAGUAAUUAGAUCAUUAAAUGCAUUAUUUCACAGUAUGACAGUAAAGCAGUCAAUGCUGUUCUUUCUGAAAGAGUCUUAUGGAGUGAUAGUAUUUACCACCAUUUUGAACUAAUAAUAAUAAGCUUUACUUCACUUUGUCUCUUAUUCUGUUGUAGUAUGUUAGGCUAAAAAUAAAACAAUUUUGUUGCAUAUAACUUCUGACAUCACCAUUUCCUGAAGACAUUGGUAUUAAAUGCAUGAGAAACCCUUUGCCAUCUGGAAAUAUCAAAGUUUGUUCCUUGUUAUGAGACUGUAAUUGAUAAGGAAUUUAGGAAUCUCAAUGAUCCUAGUCUUUUUGAACUCAGAUUGUUAAAUAUCUUGUAAUUUGGGGGACUUACUAUUUUUGACCAUGAUAAUGAGGUAUAUAUCCUGUUUUAAUUAUGAAGUUAAAAAAAUUGGUGCAUAUGUUGUAAAAAACAUUACUUCGUCUAAUUUAUUGCAUAUAUUAACUUCUUUUGGAAAAUGAAAGCUAAUUUCUAAGAAGGAUACAAGGAUACUACCUAUGAAUAACGAUCAGGAUAGGCAUGACUCAGCAGACCAAUAAUGGGUUCUCCAUGCUCUGCACUUCUGCCCAUUUUCCUGCCGCAUUAAGCUUCAAUGCUUAGUCACACACAUAAGAUGGUGAAUUUUAAAUAAGAGCUGCGAAAUGAAAAUUCAUUUACAGCACAUGUGGAUCUGCCCUCUGUCCUGGCUUAUGCACCACUAACAUUAGACAUAAGUACAAAUCAAGUGUUGUUAGUAAAAAAGACCCUUCCCAAAGUCUAUAUUGUUAUUUUUCUAAGUAAACAAAUUGUUUGAAAUGCUUUGAAAUGGAGUCUUAAUAUUAAAAGGCAUAUGCAUGUGAACUCUCGUAUUAUUUAUUUGUAUAAAGAGUAAACAAAGUGCAUAUAGAGUGGCCACAGGUUUGA